UAACUUUCGAAUCCGCGUGAGUCACUGUUUUCUAUUGGUUUAAUGGACGAUAGUUGACUCUUUAUUGCCUGUUGGAUUUAAGAAGUGAUACUGGUAAACAAACAAGACAGGGAGAAACUCAAGAACCAUGGGGGACUCCAAUCAAUCGUCAGCAGACAAAAUGUCACCGGGUUCUGACGAAGUGUCAGCCAAUCACCAAUCUGAAGAGUAUGAUGAACCAACUAUUGAAUCUGAUGUUGAAGAAGAAUCAAGAGCGGAUGCUGAUGAAGGAGAGACUGAAGAAUUAGUCAUCUUGGAUCCAUCUGCAUCGGAGGUGGAUUUGAAUCAUCGUCGAAUUGCAAAGAUUGAGAACUUGGAGGCACUAACCUGUGUCGAGACACUGUGUCUUCGAUGGAACCUCAUCAAAAAAAUUGAGAAUCUUCACACGCUUACGAUGCUAAAAGAACUGGAGCUUUACGACAACCAAAUAACUGUGAUUGAGAACCUCUCUAUGCUAGUUAAUCUUGAGGUCUUGGACAUCUCCUUCAAUAGAAUAAGGAAAAUUGAAAACUUGGAAGGCCUCACAAACCUAAAAAAGCUCUUCUUGUGUGCCAACAAAAUUUCCCGUAUUGAGAACGUCAACCACUUGAAGAACCUGGAACUUCUCGAACUGGGAGAUAAUAAGAUAAGGGUAAUUGAAAACUUAGAUGGCAUGACAAAUCUGAAGAGUCUAUUCCUUGGAAAAAACAAAAUCACAAGACUGCAGAACUUGGAUUCUCUCAUUCAUCUGGAAAUUCUUGGUGUACAGAGCAACAGACUUACCAAGGUUGAAGGACUGAGUCGCUUGGUGAACCUGGAACAGAUCUACUGUUCCCACAACGGCAUGGAAAAGCUGGAGAACCUCGACAACAAUGCCAAGCUGCAGACUUUAGAUAUGGCCGUCAAUAGAAUCAAAAAGAUCGAGAACAUCAGUCAUCUCCAUCAGUUAGAGGAGUUUUGGUUCAACAGCAAUCAAAUCAGUGACUGGAACGACCUGAAGCAACUGGAGAAUGCUAAAGGCCUCCAGACAGUUUACCUAGAGGGAAAUCCCUUACAGAGGGACCCCAACUACCGACGGAAGAUCAAACUUGCCCUUCCUUCUCUCACACAGAUUGAUGCAACGCUUUGUCGAUAAGUUUGUGAUUUUAAGAGCAACGCUCUGUCAAGAUCUUCCUUCAGUCUCUGAAACUGCCAAAUUGUCAAACUUCAUAUUGGUACACAUGUGUUGUGUUAGUUUUGUGGUGCACAUAAUGUCAUGCAGCUAUUUUCUCUGGUGUCAUGUGUGACGAGACCCAUAAACGUCAAAGCUUUUUUAUCUCAUUUGAACAACCACUUUGAAAAAAAAAUUGAGAACAAAAAGCAAUGUAAAGCACAGCAUUCUUGUAAUUUGAUCAAUCCCCCCCCCCCCC
Penaeus monodon (black tiger shrimp) is the source of this 1427-nucleotide messenger RNA. RefSeq names its product protein phosphatase 1 regulatory subunit 7-like (gene sds22). NCBI's taxonomy places the organism in Eukaryota, Metazoa, Arthropoda, Malacostraca, Decapoda, Penaeidae. The coding region runs from base 128 to 1153 and encodes 341 amino acids. The record is from RefSeq and is a predicted model, not a curated record. Gene Ontology annotation, molecular function: protein binding. The transcript is spliced from 9 exons.